Messenger RNA from Solanum stenotomum, 741 nucleotides. Its product is annotated as profilin-1-like. Bases 79 to 474 code for a protein of 131 amino acids. Gene Ontology annotation, cellular component: cell cortex. The record is from RefSeq and is a predicted model, not a curated record. Gene Ontology annotation, molecular function: actin monomer binding. Lineage: Eukaryota; Viridiplantae; Streptophyta; Magnoliopsida; Solanales; Solanaceae. The transcript has 4 exons.
ACAUUUUCAUCUAUCAACAAAUACAGAGCACAAAAAAGUAUCAAAAAAAAAUCCUCAAAAAAACCUCAUCGGAAAAUCAUGUCGUGGCAAGUAUAUGUCGAUGAACACCUCCUGUGUGACAUCGAAGGGAACCACCUUAGCGCCGCCGCUAUCAUCGGCCUUGACGGCGCCGUUUGGGCUAAAAGCUCAACUUUCCCUCAGUUCAAACCCUCAGAGAUUGACGCCAUCCUGAAUGAUUUUAAUGAGCCUGGUUCACUUGCUCCAACUGGCCUGCAUCUUGGUGGCUCAAAGUACAUGGUCAUUCAAGGGGAACCUGGGGUCGUCAUUCGAGGAAAGAAGGGACCGGGUGGUAUCACUAUCAAAAAGACUGGUCAGGCUCUACUUUUUGGUAUCUAUGAUGAACCAAUGACUCCCGGCCAGUGUAACCUGGUUGUUGAGAGGCUCGGCGAUUAUCUCAUUGAGCAAGGUUAUUAAUUUGUUGAAUUUCCUUUCAAUAUGUUUGUAUUGAAGAUUGUGGUGUUUGCUGAUGAUGGAUACUCAAGAGUUGGGAAGUGGUAGAUAUGAUACCUUUCUGGAUUCAACAGUUCUCUCUUUGUAUUUUGAUUUUGCAAGAAUUGGUUUAAAUUAUUUUCAAGUGAGACCCUCUGAUUAUUUUUGAGAGGGGAAUUUGUUGUUGGUACCUAUAAAUGGAUUUCACUUUGCACAAAAUUUGGCUUGUGUAAUAUACAGCUCCUGGAUUUU